Uranotaenia lowii is the source of this 1959-nucleotide messenger RNA. Its product is annotated as protein obstructor-E-like. The coding region runs from base 527 to 1273 and encodes 248 amino acids. Gene Ontology annotation, molecular function: chitin binding. NCBI's taxonomy places the organism in Eukaryota, Metazoa, Arthropoda, Insecta, Diptera, Culicidae. The record is from RefSeq and is a predicted model, not a curated record. Gene Ontology annotation, cellular component: extracellular region. The transcript is spliced from 6 exons.
GCGCUUAAGAUCGUCGACUUGAAGCUUCUCGCGGGAGCCAGGCUUUUUCAUAGGCAAAAACUUGUUUCUCUUUCACUUGGAUCGACAGUUUGCGCCAGCGCUUUGCCAAGCUAACAACGGUUUUAAAAGUUUUCCGCGGGUGUUUGCAAUGUGCGUCGUCGUGUGACAAUCGUGUGUUGGGUCCAUCAGUUUAAACCUGUAAUUUGUAGCAAUCUUUCAACGGUUUCUUUUUAUCUGAGUGUUCUGAUCGAAUUAUCUUUAAAUUGCUCUUUAAUACUUUCGAAAGUGUGGAUGCGAUUGUAACGAUUUGAAAAGUUGAAGUGGUUGCGAAAAAAGUGACAUUUCAACCGGAGAAUCUAUAGAAGGUGCCAUUAUUUCUGUUAUAUCAUCAUCAGGAGCGAAAUCCAGCUGUGGGCCAAUUGAAGCGAAAGGAAGCGCACAUAAUCGUUCGAAAAAAGUGUACGAAGUCAGUGGCAGACAGACGGUAGCCGGAGCUAAGCUGAGCGAGAGAGAGAGAGAGAAAAAAAUGGAGGCGAAAAUAAAAGUAAUCGCUUUAGUAUCACUAUUGAUCGGUGUGAGCGCAGCCCAGCGGCAGGACCAGGAAGAUCCGUGCAAGGUGAAGUCCAAAGUCGUCGGGGAUGUGACGUACUGCGAUCGGUACUGGGAGUGUGUCAACAAUCAACCGGAACUGUACGAUUGUCCCAAUGGGUUGGUUUUUGCAGGCAAGCAUCGAGGAGUUACCGAAGGAUGUGAUUACCCGUGGCGGUCGGAUUAUUGCGAUGGAAAACAGCUAGCAAAUGGACCAAUUUCAACCGAACACUGUGACUGGCUGUAUGGCAUCUUCGGACACGAGACUUCCUGCACCCGUUACUGGACCUGCUGGAACGGAACGGCCACCGAACAACUAUGCAUCGGAGGGCUGCUGUACAACGAGAACGCCCACAGCUGCGACUGGCCGGAAAAUGUUGACGGAUGCCAGAAACAUCCACUGUGCAAUGACGAUGCUAAUGGAAAUGUUCCGCUAGGCAAGUCCUGCAACCGAUACUGGCAAUGUCAGGGAGGAUAUCCACGGCUGCAGCGAUGCCCCGCCAUGUUGGUGUUCGAUCGGCGAAGCCUGCGAUGCGUGGUGCCACCGACGGAGGAUUGCGAAGUUCCAACGACCCCGCUGCCAUUAGAGGGAGAUUUCUUGGAUCAGGGAAAGGGUAAUGCCAUUUCGAAUCUGUCGCCCGGUGCCAUCCAGGGCAAGUCCAGUGGAGGUCGGAACAAAAACUAGAGAGCCACGUGUUAAAAAUGACUGUUGCUGGUUGGGUUGUCACUCGCACACAUAUCCGUACACAGACAUACACAUUCGCACACAAACACACUUGUUAGCAAAUAGCCCAACUAUUCUUCAUCACCAUCUGGGCGGGGGAAGAAAACCGGAACUAACGAACCAACUUACUAGCACCGAGAAGGAAGAGAAGAGAAGCGGGGGUGCUACACCCUCUUCUUAAACGCGCCCUGACCCAUCAGCAAAUCCAGAAGCAGAGGCAAGAGGUCUGGAAUGGCAGCAGCCGCAACAGUAUCACAUUCUACAUCCCUGGUGUAAAGCGAGGAAUUUCUACGACUUUAAUGUUAUAAAUCACACACUCCCGUCUGCUACGGUGUAGUAACAGCAGCACAGCAUCCAUUUACAUACACAUUCUCCCUUUCAUACAUUUGAGAUACGAAAAAAAAAAAAAUAAUAAAAAAGAACAAGCAUACAUCAAACAGCACGGAAACGAACUUCAUAAGUUUUGUAUAUAAAUAAUAUCAUCAAAUGCAAACAAUGUCACUUUCCUCUACUUUUAUAUUAUUGUUCAUUCGUUUUAUUACGUGUUAGUAUUUAAAGCAAGCGAGACGCAGCUGAUGUUGAGAUUGAGAAGAGUUGAAAAAAUAAAAACAGACGAACAGUUAGAAUAAUAAAUAACGUUAAGACCA